AUGCAGUUGAAAUUGGCCGAUGCUCUGCCGAGCUCUUAUUCGGAGAGUAUGGAGUUUGAUGCGGAAUCCUGCCUGCCUGGUGCGAAGGGUGGACCAGAGAUGGAGCUGCACAUGGGCCUGACCUUUGACCUGGAGGUUCUCCAGCAGCGUCAGGUAGGCAUGAGACAGGUGGCUCACCUGGUGAUGGUGCUGCACAGGAUGAAACACACCUUUCAGAAGUCCGACUCCACACACACUCCCCUGGGCAUGGUGUGCACCGACGAGCACAUCAUCAUGGACAACCUGUUGGAAGAGUGUGUGAUGGAGCGGGUCCAGGAGCCAGAGGGAACGGUGGAUAAAAAGGCUGAGGGGACCUUCAAGCGGCUGGACAGCCCCCAGCAGUGCACCCUGUGUGACCGUUACCAGAAGAGCCUGGUGCACAACCCUGAAACCAUGGUGCUACGUGCCGUUACACUGCGGGGCGGCAACGACCACCAGAGAGUGAGGUUCAACCUCUCCAUGUAUAAUAUUAAUAUGAAGAACUCCCACACUAUCCAGGCCCAGCCGGUUGCCUUGGGGAUUGCCAGUAGCGGCUUCAACUUGUCCUGCUUCAAGCAGACAGAACGCACAUCUCCCAUCCUACAGUUGGAGCGGAGUUCUGACGACCAGUUGAGGACCAUCAGCGCUCAGGGAGACACAGUUCGCUUCCUCUUCUACAUGACAACCAAAGGCAUCUCCCUGACCACCUUCGAGUCGGCCAAGUACCCUGGCUGGUUCAUCAGCACCUCACUGGAGCAACGCCAGCCCGUAGCAAUGUGUCAGAAAGAGGACCUCAGAAAGCUCACCACCUUCUAUGUCAACAACAAAGGGUUCUUCAAAGGUACCACCGGCUAA
Molecule: messenger RNA, 873 nt
Organism: Salvelinus namaycush (lake trout)
Lineage: Eukaryota; Metazoa; Chordata; Actinopteri; Salmoniformes; Salmonidae
Gene: il1b
Product: interleukin 1, beta
Biological process (GO): immune response; positive regulation of gene expression; cytokine-mediated signaling pathway
Molecular function (GO): cytokine activity
Source: RefSeq, a predicted model, not a curated record